Messenger RNA from Cuscuta campestris, 1103 nucleotides. The record is from the annotation of a GenBank genome assembly. NCBI's taxonomy places the organism in Eukaryota, Viridiplantae, Streptophyta, Magnoliopsida, Solanales, Convolvulaceae.
AAUGAAAUUUCAAUUCCUUAAUUCUAACUGCGAUUUUGGGAGCUUCACAAGACGAAUGUGGUAGGGACUCUGAACAUGCUGGGCUUGGCCAAGAGAGUGGGGGCGCGGUUCUUGCUAACCAGUACCAGCGAGGUUUACGGGGAUCCAUUGGAGCACCCCCAGAAGGAAUCUUACUGGGGAAAUGUCAAUCCCAUUGGCGUCCGGAGCUGCUACGACGAAGGGAAGCGUACGGCAGAGACAUUAACCAUGGACUACCACAGAGGUGCUGGUGUUGAGGUGAGGAUUGCCAGGAUAUUCAACACAUAUGGCCCAAGGAUGUGCAUUGAUGAUGGCCGGGUGGUCAGCAACUUUGUUGCUCAGGCAUUAAGGAAGGAACCAAUGACUGUUUAUGGUGAUGGAAAACAGACCAGGAGCUUCCAAUUUGUCUCAGAUUUGGUUGAAGGUCUGAUUCGUUUGAUGGAAGGAGAUCAUGUUGGGCCUUUUAACCUCGGAAACCCGGGUGAAUUCACCAUGCUUGAACUUGCUAAGGUGGUACAGGAAACGAUAGACGCAAAGGCGCAGAUAGAGUUCAGGCCAAACACGGAGGACGACCCGCACAUGAGGAAGCCGGAUAUCUCAAAGGCCAAAGACUUGCUUGGUUGGGAACCCAAAGUGCCUCUUAGGAAAGGUUUGCCAAUGAUGGUUCAAGACUUCAGGCAAAGGAUCUUUGGUGACCAAAAAGAUAAUAAUAAUAAUAAUGCUGGUUCUUCCACAUUUUCUACUGCUGCAUAAAUUACCUUUUUCUUUUUUUCUGCAUUCUCAACCCCAUUUCCACUCCAAUGUUCUCUUAGCCCUUCCUACCAACACAUUUUUGAGCUAGCCAUUUGUUUGAUAUUGUCACUGCCAUUUUUACUCAUAUGUUUUAUAAUUAUUAUGUUUCGUUUUUGAGUCAUUUAUCGACUCCUCUUUUGUAUACAACAAACCAUAGUAUUGUUUCCUCUAUUCUUAUAGAGAGAUACUUUUACAAAAAGCAUAUUGGACUACGUAUGCGAGUUAUCGUUAUGGAGAGAUACAAUGUAAUACUCGAUAUAAAAAAUUUAUUUGAAGAAAAAUGUGUUUGUUAU